Clarias gariepinus (North African catfish) is the source of this 2706-nucleotide messenger RNA. RefSeq names its product chromosome 23 C6orf89 homolog (gene c23h6orf89). The transcript is spliced from 8 exons. The record is from RefSeq and is a predicted model, not a curated record. Gene Ontology annotation, cellular component: Golgi membrane; nucleolus. Lineage: Eukaryota; Metazoa; Chordata; Actinopteri; Siluriformes; Clariidae. The coding region runs from base 289 to 1308 and encodes 339 amino acids.
CUUUGUUUAUGUUAGCUUAGCAGCCGAGUGCUAGCUCCGUGAUUAGACUCUAACACACACACACACACUCUGUCUCUCUGCCUUUCAGGGGUGUCACAGCAUGAAGCCUAACGCACCGUCACGUGACUUGGGGUGACGCGCGAAAAUCUUGGUACCUGCACAGGUACACGGAGCGCGUGCGCAGUGUGAAGAGGCUGUGUGCUCGUGCCCAGCACGUGACCAUGAGACCACGUGACCACUGAGCAUCAACGCGCCGUCACUGUGUGUCCAGCGGCUCGAGCCUCCACCAUGGGCGGCACGCUGAGCGAGCCCUGCAUCUACGACAAGCUCUCCGAGAGCAUCGACAUCCUGCGGCAGUCCGGCUACCGCUACGGCAUGUCCGAGCGCGAGAUCGAGAAGUUCAUCAAGCAGGUCCUGGAGACCAACGAGCCGCGCAGGGAACCCACCCAGUUCCCCGUCCUGUGGGCCGCCGUCAAGGUCACCGUGGUCGUGUGUGUGCUGCUGCUGCUGGUUGUGGCGUUUGCGUACACUCAGGGUUCUGUGUCCGGGUCGGUCAGAGCAGCAGAACACUACAACUGGUCGUCACCUCUGAGUCACAUCCGCCUGCUGUCUCUGCCCAUCGCCAAGAAGUACAACCUGCACAGUUUCCAUGCGUGGUGGAGUGUGAGUCACACACUGCUGAACUGUUCUGGAUGUUCCAGCGUUUCUGAAGUGCUCGAAAUGUCCACGUUAAGAAAUACGGAGUCUGUGCACACACAAGCACAGCCUGUGUUAGUGAAGGGAGGAGCUUCUCUGAGUUUACAGAGGCAUCAGCUGGAGGCUCUUCACGCUUUACACUCCGACUCGCUGAUUGUUCUGAUGGACGAUGAAAAGGAAGUGAUGUCAGCGUCUUCCCCUCAGGGCCUGGCCAACUUCAGCGUUCUCUGGAGGGGCGACUCAGGGUUGAGGGAGGACUUGUUUCAUUCACUCUUUCCUAGGGCACUUGUCUGCCCCCUACUGCAGAGUGUGGGAAGUACAGUGCAGCGCUGCACAGUCACACACAGUACCAGCUCUCAGAGCAGAGGUGUGUGUGUGUUAGGUUGGUUGUUGGUUGGUGACGGCUCUCCCACUGUACGUGUGUUGCCGCAUCAGCGCUGCCAAGCACACUGCAGCUCUUUCAACCUGUGGCUUGAACCAGGAGAUCUGGUGUAUGCAGACCCGCGGUUCUGGCAGCUGGAGCUGUUCCCCGGGCGAGGAGAGAACUUGGUGUGUGAGGGCUCGGGCGUGUCUGACUCGGACGCGCUGACCUCAGUGCUUCACUGCGUGUAGCUUCGACCCGGCGUCAGGAGGACGUUAAUCAGAGCCCACGGCUGGGAGCUCAUCUGUCCUGUUAAAGGAAUCCUCACUGUCUCUUAUCUCCUGACGAGACGGGUGACUUACACUGAGGAGGACGCGUCCUGAGCAUGGUGUAUUCCCCAGCUAACACACACUCCAUGCUUGUGGCCUUGACCCCACACUCUGUGAUUGCUUUGGAAUGAAACUUUCAGGUCUAUUGCGUAACUGGAAGUAAAUCAUCAUCAUAAGCCUGAUUAUAAUCUCGCCGAUUGAUUGGAGCCAUCUCAAAGGAGGAACUCAAAUUUAUUUUCAUUUUUAAUAUCAGUGUGUGUGAGUGUAGAGUCGCUCACACCAUAGGCCUCACAGAUCUAAAACUGUAAAGCACUUUUGAGAGAGUGUGUGUUUGUUGCCCUUUGUGCUCCAGGACAGUUUAUGCUGCACCCUCAUUAUCGCCCCCUCCUGGUGCAGUGUGUGAGCACUCUUUCUGUGCUGGAGGUCCUCAGAAAGAAGGGUUACACAUUGUAGUCUGGUAAACAUUCAUCUUCUAACACACACACACACUUACUGCUGUUUCUUUCCAGCACACUAGAGGGUCCACCUCACCGUGUGAGCGCUCCAAUUUGUGUGUCACUUCAUCAUCUCACCAAUGGACACUUUCAGAACGAGGAGACCAGCAGCAGCAGCAGCAGCACACCUUCACUCCAAACUGAAUGUUUGAGAAGAAAUCCAAUGUCAUCUUUAAAACAUGAAUUCUUUUUAAAACCCUCUAUUAGUUGGGUCGUUUUUUAAUAAACUCAGAUCUACAGUAUGUCUAACACACUUCCCCUGAAAGAGUGAGGAUGGUGUAAUCAAAUGGCCCUUUAGGUGGCGCUGUGAUUCCGCCCACUUUGUUUAAAAAUACAAGAGAAACAAAACCACUUGCUCACUUGUGACAGACUUUAAUAAACAAGGUGGAAACUGAUUACCUGACCAUGUCCUACCUGUUUGAUGCAAUGCCUUCUGGGUAAUCUCGGUGUAAGAGUGAGACGACUCGAUUAAAGUGUUAAACACAGCACUUCAACACACACACAUCAGUACUGUUGUUGUUGUUGUGGUAUUUUCAUGUUUCAGCUCAGAGGAAAGUUCCUGUAUAAAUGUCCAGUAGAUUUCUCUCCCAUAUAAAUAGAGACAUUCUUUAUUUUGUGUAACUAUUAAAAUAACAAUCUGUAUAAAGUGAUUAGUGUUUAGGGAAACUGCGGAUAUGUAAAUGUUUAUACUGCACACUUUAAAAGAAGUGUUAAUAUAAUAUAUUUAAGGAUAACAGUUAUGAUUUAAAUUAUUAUGGGGUGGAUGUUUAGAAAUGAUUUGUUUUAAACGGAAUAAAUCUAUGAAUAAACCCUGAUCUCUGUUUAA